UUGGUAUCCCCUCAUCAAACAAGGAUCUUUUUUUUUUUUUUUUGCUUCUGAUCAUGCAAAGCACCUUUUAGCAUCUGAUUCAUGUUUUCUCAGCUUCAAGAAACGAAUGAAUUCUUUGCUCCUGCAUACCCUCUGCUUCCUUCCUACGCUACUGUCUUUCUUCUUCUUCUUGAGAUACCUUAUCCACUCCAACCCAAAAACAUCAAGUUGAAGCAUCUAUAAAAGUUCAUCAUCCUCCAUUUCUACACCGAGAAUCGAACCACGAAAAACACUCACACACCCACGAAUGCGCCGCUAAAAAAGCGCAAAUAGGCAGCUUCCAAUGGAGAAAGGCACUGUAGGUGGCAUUGGCAUGUGUGACCGUCUCUUGACGUUCCUCGCCAAGAACCUGUCCAUGAACCGGCAGAAGACCAUCACCGAUGGCCCAAGAAAUGACAGCAGCAACAACAAUGGCGGCCAUGAAGAGGAAAGAGGAGAAGAAGACGACGACGAGUUCACCAUUGAGAUCGAGAAGGCCGAGGUGUUGCUAGUCGACGAGAAAGACGACGACGACGACCACAAGAGCAUCACGGCCACCAUUCUUGAAGAGAAAAGCACUGAAGUGGCGACGAGCAAUGGAGGAGCAAGUGUGCAGAAGGAGGACGAAGAAGGUGGCCGUCGUAAUGAUCCUCCGGUGGCUGCAGAAGCUGCGACGGUGGCGGAGGCGGCGCCGGUGAAGGAGGAGAAGAAGGUGAAGAAGACGGUGGCGAUCAAGGAGGAAUCCGGCGCGGCGGCGGCGGCGGGGUCGGCGUCGUCGGCGGUGAAGAGGUUGCUGUCCAAGAAGAGGCAGGCGUCGUCGAGCCAGCUCGGAGGGGAUCACGACGGCGGCCAGCAGACGAAGCCGCCGGCGAGGCGGCCGGGGCUCCGGCCGAGGAUGCCGUCGAUCCUGAGGGUGCCGUCCAACAUCAACGAGAAGUCGUCGAGCUUCAUAGAGGAGCGCAAGAAGAGCUUCGGCGGCGGCGGUGCCGGCGCCGGCGGCAAGCCGGAGAAGUGAAGGAUGCAUGUGCACGUGUGACGUGUCAGCUAGCGUGAAGUGCUUGUGUGCGCGCGCGUGUUGGUUAAUUAAUUAAUUUGGAUAAUCGAUUGUUCGUUCUUUACUUCUGUCCAAGGGGCUUGCUUGAUCAUGAAAUUAAAUUCGUUAUUGUGAAAAAAAAUAUAAAAUUUAUACCGUUGUUAUA
Messenger RNA from Oryza sativa Japonica Group (Japanese rice), 1217 nucleotides. RefSeq lists its product as uncharacterized. NCBI's taxonomy places the organism in Eukaryota, Viridiplantae, Streptophyta, Magnoliopsida, Poales, Poaceae. The record is from RefSeq and is a predicted model, not a curated record.